AUGGAUGUGGAGGCCUCUUCUUUAUCGCAGGCUAAUCAAAGACAGGUGCGCUUGCACCUUACGACCAGAGAUGGCGAUAUCGCUCUGCCAGAGAGUACUGGGCCAAUUCUCGUCCCAACUGGCCUACGAAGAUAUGCGCUGUCGACUUUGGUAAAUAAUCUUCUCGGAAAUGACAAACCAAUUCCACUCGAAUUUCUUGUGAAUGGCACAUAUCUACGAACAUCCAUUGAUGAGUACCUAACGGCAAAUGGCAUAUCUGCAGAAACAACACUUGAAGUGGAGUAUGUGCGAGCUCUUAUACCGCCACUUCAUAUCGCAUCUUUCCUGCAUGACGAUUGGGUUAGUUCGGUCGAUGUUUUGUCGGCUACAUCUGUUACUGGCGAGAGUGUGGCGGCAGGACAAGAAAGGAUUCUGUCAGGUAGUUAUGACGGCCUUUUACGGAUGUGGAAUAUGUCUUCACAGACUAUUGCUGUUUCACCGGAUGCUUCUGAAGGGGGACAUACGGCGUCAAUCAAAGCGGCAAAAUUCAUAUCCCCUACACAGCUUGCUUCGGCAGGCCUUGAUCGAACUGUUCGAGUAUGGAAAUACGCCGAAGAGGAAGACGGAUCGAUGACUCGUAUCACACCACAACUUGAACUCUAUGGACACAAGUCCGGCAUAAACUCUCUCUCCGUACAUGCGCCUUCGAACAGAAUGCUUUCUGCUUCAUCAGAUCACAGUGUCGGUUUCUGGUCAACUCGCAAAUCAGAUGCUCCCACUGCUUUAGCAGAGUUACUUCCUUCAAACACUGCAAGAAGCUCCAAACGGAGGAAAUUGAACUCGUCGGUGAGCACUCCACAACGGGGUCCGCUCGUACUUUUGUCGUCACAUACCAGCCCAGUCUCCGCUGCCAUCUUUGACGCAAAGGAUUCGACAGUCGGCUACUCCGCAUCCUGGGAUCACUCAGUUCGUACCUGGGAUCUCGUCACAUCGGCUCUUGUUGAUACUCGCUCUACUUCCCAUCCAUUGUUAUCUCUCGAACACCUCCCUGAACUCCAUCUUUUGGCAGCUGGGACAUCUGCUCGACAUAUCACACUUAUAGAUCCGCGAGCCUCUGCCACUUCUGUUUCGGUAAUGACUUUACGUGGUCAUACUAAUGCUGUUGUGACACUUGCCCGUGAUCCGAAUAGCACUUAUGGGCUUAUCAGUGGAAGUCACGACGGCACAUGUCGCAUCUGGGACGUCAGGUCUACCAAGACCGAUAAAGAGGGUGUUGUUGGAAAGGAUAUCUACUCCAUAAGUCGCAAAAGUUUGGAAGAAUCGGGACGGGAAGGCUCGAAACGAAUAGGCGGAGAUGGUAUUAAGGUGUUUGGUGUAUGCUGGGAUCGUUCCGUUGGCAUUGUGAGUGCUGGUGAAGACAAGAGAUUACAAAUCAAUCGUGGAGAGGGUGUUUUACAGAAAGACUCCUCGAAACGAGGAAUGUAG
Talaromyces stipitatus ATCC 10500 is the source of this 1464-nucleotide messenger RNA. RefSeq names its product microtubule associated protein (Ytm1), putative. NCBI's taxonomy places the organism in Eukaryota, Fungi, Ascomycota, Eurotiomycetes, Eurotiales, Trichocomaceae. Gene Ontology annotation, biological process: ribosome biogenesis. The record is from RefSeq and is a predicted model, not a curated record. Gene Ontology annotation, cellular component: preribosome, large subunit precursor. Bases 1 to 1464 code for a protein of 487 amino acids. Gene Ontology annotation, molecular function: protein binding. The transcript has 2 exons.